Episyrphus balteatus (marmalade hoverfly) is the source of this 1887-nucleotide messenger RNA. RefSeq names its product hemicentin-2 (gene wrapper). The record is from RefSeq and is a predicted model, not a curated record. Gene Ontology annotation, molecular function: protein binding; axon guidance receptor activity. The transcript is spliced from 6 exons. Gene Ontology annotation, cellular component: axon; plasma membrane; neuronal cell body. The coding region runs from base 321 to 1862 and encodes 513 amino acids. Lineage: Eukaryota; Metazoa; Arthropoda; Insecta; Diptera; Syrphidae. Gene Ontology annotation, biological process: synapse organization; homophilic cell-cell adhesion.
GUCUGGCAUGGGAGACGAUCAGUUUGCUUGUAACCCUCGAACUAGACGGAUAGGAUUUCAUCUUCAUUUUGUUGUAAAUUCAGUUCUUUUUCGUUGAAACCUUGUAUUUCAUCAAUAUUAUUUAAACGAAGUGAAUUAGAUGCUUAUAAUUUGAUUCAAAGUGAUUAUAAUAUACAUACCUAAGUUGAUACCUCAAAAAAAAAAAUAAUAAAAAAAAGUUGGAAGAAAGUUUUAAUAAAAUAAUAUCGACUAAUUGAUUAACAAUUUUAUUUAAAAAUUUAAAUUUAAAAAAUUAUACGAUAGUAAAAAAGUUGUUUAUCAUGAAUAACAAUAACACUGGCAUUGUCUUUAUGUUUGUAAUGGUUUAUGUUUUAAGUAGCGUUCAAUCCGCACUCAACUUCAACAACGAUCUGGAUAACAACAAACAUUUCAAGAGCGUUCCAACUACAGUGAAAACAUUUGAGAAUGACACUGUCCUACUGCCUUGCUAUCACGAUAUCCCAUUUAGAUACGUGCGAUGGCAUCGAGAUGAUGUACCAUUAGUUGAUUCUCGACAUCCAGAAAAUCCAACACCGGAACGAAUUCACCUUUGGUCAAAUGGAAGCCUACAAGUGUCCAACGUGCAAGCGGAAGACACGGGUGAAUACUAUUGCGAAAUAAUGGCUAACACCGGUCAUGCCGUACAAAUACACGCAAUCGAAGUUCAGUAUUCCCCUUCUAUUGUCUCUGAACCUAGUGGAUUUCUUGAACUACCUGUUGGUUCUAUAUUUGAAAUAACGUGCGAGGCAAGGGGGGUACCCUUGCCUGCUCUUACAUGGCGACACAAUGGCAUCUCUAUCGAAAAUUAUCACGUUGGCAAUCGUCAGAAUCACGUAGUUGAAAUUUUGUCUCGUGAAAUGUCCGGCUCAAUAGAAUGUCUUGCUACAAAUGGUGUAGGUGAGCCUGCCGUUGCCGGUGUUCAUUUAAAUGUUCUUUUUAGUCCGGAAGUCCAAGCUAUUCAUCCAGUGGUUCACACGAAAAUCAACAUGCGUGCUCAUCUUGAGUGCAUGGUGGAUGCGGCACCAUCUGCCACGGUCCAUUGGUUUCAUCAUGGGGUGCCAGUAUCAACAGAUUCAAGAAUAGCACGUCAUGAUAGCGAACUGGAGUCUAAUCGCUCGCUUACACACUACUACACCGAAUCCAAGCACAUCUUAAUCAUCAAGAAGGUCAAAGACUCUGAUCUGGGGGUAUACGAGUGCCGCGCAGAAAACAAGAUCGGUUUCAAGGGGGUGGCGAUCGAUUUGACAGGACGACCGAUGCCAUGUGUUUUCAAGAUUAAUCCCGCAGUGCAGAGCCCAACUUCUCAUAACAUGAUCUGGCAAACGGAAAGCCAGUCGCCCAUCAACGAAUUCAAGUUGAAGUUUCGACAGAUUACAUCGGGAAAUGUGACACCACAGAAUAGAGCUAUAAGCAAUGAAUGGACAGAGCUCACUAUUCCUUCGGAGUUUUCUGAGGGUCCAAUCCACACAACCGCUUACAACUUACGUGGACUUCAACCAGCUAGUUUGUAUGAGGUUGCCGUUUUAGCUAGGAACCGGUUCGGAUGGAGUGACAAUAGCAAGAUUGUGAGAUUUGCUACUGGCGGUGAAGUUGAACUUCCGAAUUAUUCAACGGAAUCAGACGUGCAAUACGAUGAAGAAGUCGAAGAAAAUUUUCUCAACGAAAUUACACAAAGCUCACACACCUCAAGUGUGAGUGUCACCAAAAUUCAUCAAGUUGUUACGUACUCCAACGCGAUUGGAACUUGUAUAGACAAGGCGAGUGUAUGGGUAGUUGGAAUAAUAUUUUUUGUAAGAAGUGUAUUGCAUUUACGUCGAAAUUAAAUAAAGAAAAUAAUAUAAGAAUAAA